Messenger RNA from Prorocentrum cordatum, 339 nucleotides. The record is from the annotation of a GenBank genome assembly. Lineage: Eukaryota; Dinophyceae; Prorocentrales; Prorocentraceae.
AUGUCCGAGGUGCAGAACCGCUCUUUCGAAGGGAAGCAGGCGAUCCCGUGCGUGCUCGAUGCCCAUGACCGGCUCAAUGGGAGCGUCGGCGUCAACGUCCAAAUUUUGAUCUGGAUCUCCGUCGUGGAACUGUGCUGCGCGAAGAAAGUCUUCGAAUGGAAUUCCGUCGAGUGCGCUGGCGACUACAACUUCGGCAUCCAGUUCCUCCCCAAGGACGAGGAGGGCCAGAAGCGCUUGCGCCUCGCAGAGCUGAAGAACGGCCGCCUCGCCAUGAUCGGCUUCGGCGGUGCAGUCACGCAGGCGGUGCUCACCCACAACCCGUUCCCGUGGCUCUACUGA